Pangasianodon hypophthalmus (striped catfish) is the source of this 2831-nucleotide messenger RNA. RefSeq names its product B cell receptor associated protein 31 (gene bcap31). Gene Ontology annotation, biological process: endoplasmic reticulum to Golgi vesicle-mediated transport; intracellular protein transport. The transcript has 8 exons. Gene Ontology annotation, cellular component: endoplasmic reticulum membrane; endoplasmic reticulum. The record is from RefSeq and is a predicted model, not a curated record. The coding region runs from base 172 to 915 and encodes 247 amino acids. NCBI's taxonomy places the organism in Eukaryota, Metazoa, Chordata, Actinopteri, Siluriformes, Pangasiidae.
CCCACAAUUCCAUUCGACUGGAAGUUGUAUGUUGGCGCUAAGGAGUUGGACACGCAUACCGGAAGUGAAACGCAGAAAACAGCAGAAGUUUUGGUACACGCAUAUCUCCCUCUGUGGCUCAGUUUUUUUUGUUUCUUUUGGAAAUUGUCCGUUGUUUUUUAGGUCUGCAGUAUGAGUCUGCAGUGGACGGCGGUGGCGUCUUUCCUGUACGCCGAGGUGUUCUUCGUCUUGCUGCUCUGCGUGCCAUUCAUCUCCCCCAAACGAUGGCACAAAAUAUUCAAAUCUCGCCUGGUGGUCGCCAUUACGACGUACGGGAACACAGCCUUCAUUGUGAUCAUCUGCAUCCUCGUCUUCCUUCUGGUUGAUGCGUUCAGAGAAGUACGGAAGUACAGUGUGACCGACAAGCUGGAUCUCUCGAACAACCCCGUGGCAAUCGAGCACAUCCACAUGAAGCUGUUCAGAGCGCAGAGGAACGAGUACAUCGCUGGCUUCGCCCUGCUUCUCUGCCUGUUGCUGCGACGCUUGGUCAGCCUUCUUUCCCAGCAGGCCACACUCAUGGCCUCCAACCUGGCCUUCCAGAAACAAGCAGAGAGCGCGAGCGACGCCGCCCGGAAGUACAUGGAGGAGAACGAGAAGCUUCAGGAGAAACUGAGGGAUGCGGGAGUGGAGAUCCCGGAGGCGGGAGGCAAGGCUAAGAGCAGUGCAGAGGAGGAGAGCAAGGCCCUGAAGGAGGAGGUCAGGAGGCUGAAGGAUGAGCUCGAAGCCACCAAGAAAGCUCUUCAGAAGUCAGAUGGUGAUGUGAAGGCGAUGAAAAAGCAAGCGGAGAAUCUGACAGUGGAAUAUGAUCGUCUGCUGGAGGAGCACGCCAAAUUACAGGCAACGUUUGACUCGCAGCAUGAUAAGAAGUCGGACUGAUGGAGUUUACCCCACGCACCUGUCUGCCUCACCUCUUCCUCCCUGAAGCCAGGUCCACGCAUCACUUCCUGUUGCUGGAUUGUACCGUAGAGGAUUUAGGAGCAAUCCCAUCCUGUAUGCUUUCUGUCUAAUAACACUGCGUUCAGUGUGUCAUGCAUCACGUUGUCUUUUUAUUCUGUAUUUUUUUUUUCUCUGAUUUUUUUUUUUUUUUUUUUUUUUUGUAUGUAAAACAGUUACAGAUGGUUUUCUCUCCUGAAUGUAACCUUUUUUUUUUUUUUUUUGUCUUUGUUAAAUCUUCAUAUUUUUGAGUGAGUGUGUGGUUUGAUGGGAAAGCAGGAGGGUGGGGUCGAACUGGUUCUCAUAAUGUUUAAUAUUUUAUUAGAUGGACUAAGAAAUUCUUGUGGAUUAUUAUGUGGAUAAUCCUGUUCAGAUGGUAAAAUGAUAUAAUUGUGAUUGUUUGGCGAGAAAUAUUUUCCAGUUAUGUGAAAUUGUUUCAAGGUUUUCUCUUUUAGUUAUUUUUGCCUUAAAAGGAGACAAUUGAAUGAGUGCUUGUGUUGUAACUAAACGGUUGCGAGUUUGUGGAUUUUGGUGUUUGGUUUAGGUGUGGUUACAUUAUACACUUUCACUAAGCACUAAAGACUUUAUCUGUUUACUUUCACUUAUUCCACCAUUGUAUUUUUUCCCCUCUUUCUUGUUUCUCUUUCACCCUCCUCAAGCCUUCACUGCAGGAAAAUAAUCACCUCCAUUGUACUCUCUGAAGUGAUGGCUCUCUCUCCUCCAGAGAAGUAAUAGAAAUGCACAGUGGACUAGUUUAUUCCAGUCUAUGCUGGUUUCACUUGCUGUCUGUGAAGCAGGCAGAGCUGCGAUCGCAGCAACAGAGGCGGCUCAGAUCACAUUUCCAAACAUCGCCGCGUCUGUCGAGGUUUUUCAAGAGCGUUAACUGCUAGAGGUUUGUGAUGUAGGAGAGACAGAGCAUUUAGCGUCGUCCUCUUAAUGGCACCCAGUUUUACUUUCCCACUGCCUACUUUCAAUUUAGAGUCGCAGAUCAAUAGCCGUUGUUUGGCCUGGAUGACUCUAAAUGAUGGCGAAAGCAAUGCUCGGCUGCGUCACCCUGGCGGGCGUUGUAAAUAUAAAAGCAUGUACGAGAACUUGCACUUGGAAUGGCAGUCAGAGGGGUCGAGGCUUAGAAAGUCUUUCUCACCCAAAAUAUGCCUCUCUUGGGUUAAGAAAUCCUUUGCAUUAGCUCCAUUAGUCUCAUAAGAUCAUAGCAAAGUGAUGCUACUCUUUAAGUGGAGCUGAGGGGAUCACAAGGAUUAUGGGAUGUAUAUAUGUAAAGGUUAAAUAGUUCAUUGCUCUGUCCUCAUGGACUGUUUAACUCCAUGAAGUGUACGAGGAAUUUAAUCUUCUCCAUGACCACCAGACCACAGUUCAGGUUCUUCUAAGAAUGGCUGCGGGUGAAACAUUAACCUCACCGUGCCAGGCACUUAAUGUCCCUGUAUGUUUAAAGACUUGAGGCUAUAUUUGUGGCUGGUUAUGGUCACUUGUCACUCUUGGGGUAGUAGGUUUCUAUGGUGACAUUUUGGGUUUUAGUUGUGUGUGUCCAUUUGAUUGAAUGACUUCUCGCUGAUGUCUGUAAACUAGUUAAUGAAUACAUGGGUUUCCAACUUAAACCAGUUUAAUUCUAGUGCUUUGUUUUCUGUUUUUGUUUCUGCAUUUUCAAAAUGUAGCACUAGGACAUGUUAGCUAUUUUUUUGAAAUCAUACAAAAUACUCUGGCUGAUUUAGUAGCACGCGGUUAGAUUGUCUUCUGAUUUCCCAGCAUGCCGCAUUUCGUCUGUAUCGCCAAUUUACAUGUUUGGCACUGUGCUUCCACCAAAGUUGAAAAAGUGCAUCUAUUAAAGUCUUCAUUAAGAAUAA